Necator americanus (New World hookworm) is the source of this 294-nucleotide messenger RNA. RefSeq lists its product as uncharacterized. Lineage: Eukaryota; Metazoa; Nematoda; Chromadorea; Rhabditida; Ancylostomatidae. The coding region runs from base 1 to 294 and encodes 97 amino acids. The transcript is spliced from 5 exons. The record is from RefSeq and is a predicted model, not a curated record.
AUGGAGAACGCGGAUAGCCUCAGGGGUCCACGAACAUGUGACUGGCCUAUACAAUACAACUUGCGAGGGCUAGCCGAUGUCGCUAAGGAACACUACUCCACUGCGAAAUUCCAUCGAAGAGCACUUUCACGCCAGCGACCAUCUACCGUACACGCAAGAGGCGCACACGAUAUACCAAUGGUGAACGUAAACGAUGUAUCAUUAUUUGGACCUACAUGCAGUAAUGUUGAACAACAACUACGAGCUCGUCGUGAAUCCACAACAAAUGAGCGUGAGAAAAUGAUGUCGACUUAG